UAAACUGAAACCUUCUGUUUCAGCAGAACCAAUUUUCGCGAAUUAGUGUAAACUUUUAUUAUUCCAUUAACUUCAAAGGCCCGGGGUGACGUUGUAUGUUCAGUCUGCUUGGUCGCUUCCGAUUUCCAUUCCAGAAAAACAAAUACCACUGGCGGCUCAUCAACUUAAUUUACACAUUAAUUAUGUCGCAGGGUUAUUAUGUGCGGAUCUGCUGCCAUGCCCAAUCACUCCAUAUAUGGGCACGUUUCGUUAGCAUAAUUUAUUCCUACACAUUUCCGUUGACUUGCUGGGAGGCGGUGGGUGCUAGUGACGUCAUGUCAUCUCCGCCGCGCGCUAACGUAUGACGUCACGAGAUCGCAGGCGCUGCUUCUGUGCGCGCAACUCGCUAGGAUCGGAGAAUCAAUCACAUGGAGAAGAGAGGCUUGGCAAAAGCUGGAAGUAAAAGGCACCAAUGCAUCCAGUGUCCAUACAGCACAGAUCGGAUGGAUAACUUGAAGAGACAUCAGAGAAAACAUUCAGGUGAGAAUCCUUUCAAGUGCACUGUCUGUGGGAAGGAGUUUACAUUAACAGGAAAGCUAAAGAGGCAUGAGAAGAUCCACAAGAAGAAAGUGAAAUCGACUUGUGAAAGUCAACAUGCUGCAAUGACCCCAUCUCUCAUGAAACGGAGAUCAGACGAAAAUUCCAACUUGGCAACAUGGCCAGGAGUGACAGUGAAAUGUGAAGAAGUGAAAUGUGAAGAAGUGACGGUGAAAUGUGAAGAUCAAGAUUCGACUCCAGGAGCCAAUCUACAAGUGCAUGGAGGCAGCGUGAAGCAGGAGGAGCAUUCCGAUUCUGAGGGAGACCGAAUCAAUCACAUGAUGAAGAGAGGCAUGGCAAAGGCUGGAAGUAAACGGCACCAAUGCAUCCAGUGUCCAUACAGCACAGAUCAGAAUGGUAACUUGAAGAGACAUCAGAGAAAACACACUGGCGAGAAGCCCUUCAAGUGCAGUGUAUGUGGUAAGGCUUUUGCAGAGUCAGAAAAUCUUAAGAAACAUAAUAGAACACACACAGGUGAGAAGCCCUUCAAGUGCACUCUGUGUGGGAAGUCAUUUGCUCAAUCAAAAACUCUUAAAAUUCAUCAGAGAACACACAUAGGUGAGAAGCCCUUCAAGUGCAGUGUAUGUGGUAAGGCAUUUACAGAGUUAGCACAUCUUAAGAAACAUAAUAGAACACACACGGGCGAGAAGCCCUUCAAGUGCACUGUGUGUGGCAAGACAUUUGCUCGUUCAGAAACUCUUCAUAAUCAUCAGAGAACACACACCGGUGAGAAGCCCUUCAAGUGCACUGUGUGUGGGAAGGCAUUUGCUCAACCAUUAACUCUUCACAUUCAUCAGAGAACACACACCGGUGAGAAGCCCUUCAAGUGCACUGUGUGUGGCAAGUCAUUUGCUCAUUCAAAAACUCUUAAAAUUCAUCAGAGAACACACACAGGCGAGAAACCCUUCAAGUGCAGUGUAUGUGGUAAGGCAUUUGCAGAGUCAGCAUAUCUUAAGAAACAUAAUAGAACACACACAGGCGAUAAGCCCUUCAAGUGCACUGUGUGUUGGAAGGCAUUUGCUCUUUCAAAAACUCUUCAUGGUCAUAAGAGAACACACCAAGUUCAUACAUCCUACAAGUGCCUGGUGUGUGGGAAGGUAUUAGCUCAUUCAAUGUCUCUUAAGAAACAUAAGACAACACAUUCAGGUGAGAAUCCUUUCAAGUGCACUGUCUGUGGAAAGGCGUUUACAUUAUCAGGGAAGUUAAAGAGGCAUGAGAAGAUUCACAAGGAGAAAGUGAAAUCGACUUGUGAAAGUCAACAUGCUGCAAUGAGCCCAUCUCUCAUGAAACGAGAAUCAGAAGAAAAUUCCCUCUUGGCAACACGGCCAGGAUUGACAGUGAAAUGUGAAAAAGUUAAAUGUGAAGAAGUGACGGUGAAAUGUGAAGAUUCGACUUCAGGACCCAAUCUACAAGUGGAUAGAGGCAGCAUAAACGAGGAGGAGCAUUCCGAUUCUGAGGGAGAGCGAGGCAAUCCCCAGCAGUUUGUGGAUGUGGAGGUGUGGGUGGAGUUUUUGGACAAAGCUGAGUAGCAGGGGCCAGCACAUGUGAAAUGGAAUCUGGGAAGAUGUGUAACCAGGGGUUUGAGACAGAUUUUUCCAAAGCAUUCGCCUUAUUCACAGUCUUUUGUGAUUACAAAAAAUGCAUACGGGUGUCGGUGUCAUCCAAUCAGAGAUGAGCUGUAUGUACAUAUGAAGUCAUUGAGUGUCAAGUGAAAUACAGGCAGUCCCCCAGUUACAGAAGGGUUGGGUUACCGAAGGGUUAGGUUCCAGAGAUCCGCAACCCAAAUUUCCGUAUAUCAGAAACUGAACAGUUUUCUCCCAAAAUUGAGAUAAAAUCCCAUAGCUAGAGAGAGUUGUGCCUCCCCUACCGAAUUACUAGUUCGUUUUCUCUCAAUACUGUAUCGCGAUGUCAUCUGUUUUCUAUUGCACCUGUAUAUAUGCUCUGCACCUCCUAUGGUUCUUUCAUUUAAUAGAAUAUCGACCUCAUCCAUAAUUAAACUAAUGGAAAAUAUACUGUAUCCAAUUGUUUAUACCACUACAUUUUUAUAUUUAUUUCUAUCAGAAAGCAGUCAUUCCCGAAUGUUCGUUUACCGUGCAUUACACUAGGCCUAGACUUCUCCUAUUGCUGUUGGCUGAGACCAUAAAUAAUUGAAGUGUAAUUGUUUUUUUCCCCAUUUAUCUGCCAACAAAACUGACACCUUUUUUACAAGGAGUCAUGUUUUCAUUGACCACAAUACCCGAGACAGCUUUCCUUAGAGCCC
Petromyzon marinus (sea lamprey) is the source of this 2836-nucleotide messenger RNA. Lineage: Eukaryota; Metazoa; Chordata; Hyperoartia; Petromyzontiformes; Petromyzontidae. The record is from RefSeq and is a predicted model, not a curated record.